AUGGUUGAUUUUGGGACUGCGAUAGAUGGGAGACGAAUGAAGGGAAAUACGGGUAAUGGUGCCGAGAAGGGGACUAGGAAUGAAGAGAAAAAGAAGCAAUCAAAAUUUGAAUCCGCUGCAAUUAGAAAACCAACGUGGAUCCCCAAAAUUAGCAAGAGUGACAAGACAAAAAAGAAGAGAAAAAUUAAAAAAGCAGAGGACCUACAGUUUGAGGCAGCUGAUGAACUCGCUGAUGCACAUUACACCACAAGAUAUCCAAUCACUGCAUUAAAGAAAUACAUAACGGAAAACAAAUUGAAAAGCGAAGCAGAUUUGAAGGCCACCGAGAACAAGAUUGAAGAAAUUUUUGCCGAUAAAAGCCCGGUUCCAGCCCGAAAUAAGCUGCUAGAGAAUGUAUUUUCCGAUCCAAGGGGAUUCAAAAUCAGGCAUGAUGAGAAGUACAGAUAUGAGGACCCUAAAUUUAUUAAGGGCACUGCUCAGAUAUGUUCGAUAUAA
Molecule: messenger RNA, 495 nt
Organism: Striga asiatica
Lineage: Eukaryota; Viridiplantae; Streptophyta; Magnoliopsida; Lamiales; Orobanchaceae
Source: the annotation of a GenBank genome assembly